UCUCAGCAUCCGCCGACCGUCCUCCUUCACUUUUAUUUCCCUCUUCUUCAGGAAUCCAGCGGCAGAAGCUCUCCGCGUCUGGAUUAUUGUGGCGGGAUCAAGACGCGGUGCCAUGCGGUGUUUUGCAGCAGCAGCAGCGGCGGCGCGCCGCAGCGCGCUGUCCCGUCCCCGCCGCUGGAUGCUGCCGGCAUAAUUUCCAGACGGCGGCGGGAGGAGGAUGGUGGAGGAGGAAGGUGGGGUCUGCUCACAUCGCCGCUCGCCUCAGCACCGUCUAACCAUCCGCCCGGCCGAGGUCUGGACCGGCGCUACGGAACGGACACGUGGUCGCGCAGCAGCAGCCGCCGCCAGUCUGGAGGUCCUCUGGGGUGAGUUGGAAUCCAGGCUCACGCCAGUCAUGCUUGUCCGCUGCUCUCCGUCAUCUGCUCUGCCACCCCGUUAAAUGGCUUAUAAAAGUUGACGGUGUUAAAAUGAAACUUUCAUUUGAAGUGGUGAGUCUUCAGGAGACGUCCCAGACCAGAGCCAGGACUCCAGACUCAGGCGCACCUUCUCCAGCUCCCCAUCCCUCCAGAUAUCUCCUGCGAGAAGUGUGACUCUUUCACGUGGACGGGCCUCGGGCAGCUGCGACUCUCACUCUGUGGAUUUUCACAUGGUGAAGACUGAGUCUUGCAGGGAUCAAAUCAGAGCACUAUUUUUGUGGAUUUAAAAAGAAUCGGGUGUGCUCUUCAGGGUUUCUGUUUGGGAGCAGACUUUCCACCUCAGGGAUCAGACGCUCACCAUUUGGAGCGCGUAAUCCGACAGACACAAAUCUCAGGCGGAGGUUCUCAGGGAUCUUGAACUUUCUGUGACCGAUCUCAAACCCAGGCGGUUAAAUCUCAGGCGACGUCUGUCUUCAUCAGCUUCGGGGGCGGCUCAUGCAUCAGGAUGGCGGGCGACAGCUUUCAGUUCCGAGCGCUCUUCGAGUAUCGACGGCAGCACGGUGAUGACAUCAGCCUGCAGCCCGGCGACCUGCUCACCGUGGCCAAGGCCUCGCUGCCGGAGGAGCAGGAGGGUGCUGAGCGCAGCCCCAGGGGGUGGCUGCACGGGACCAACGACAGGACCAAAGAAAAGGGCGACUUCCCGGGGACUUUUGUGGAGUAUGUCGGGGCGUUGAGGACUGGCCCGCCUGUGGCGAAGACCUGCUGGCCAAGGACUGUGGCGCUGACCACGGAGAGCCUCGGAGCGUCAUCGGGUGCGGAGGCGGAGCCUGUGUCGGAGGCGGCCGUCGUGGCGGUCUGGAGACUGGCGGACGCCGUUGAGAAGCACGGUCCAGACUGUGCGUCUGUGUACGCAGCCGGGCCGAGCUCCGGCGCCCCCGCAGAGCUGCGUCAGGCGCUGGACUCAGACCCGUUCUCCGUGGACCUGGAUCACUUCGACCUGUCCUCCCUGGCCGAGGCUCUCUGGGGCCUCCUGCUGGAUCUGCCGGCCCCCGUCCUUCCCGACUACGUCUACAGGGAGCUCCUCUCCACGGCUCAAGAGAGUGAGAGCGUGGACGAGUGCGGGCAGCGGCUGAAGAGCAUCCUGGAGUCUCCCGGUCUUCCUCAGAACAACCACCAGCUCCUGGUCCACCUCAGCAGGCACCUGAGCCGGGUCAGCCGUCACCAGCAGGUCGCACCCAAACUGCUGGGCCAGUCCUUCGCAGAGGCUGUUUUCAGGCCGUCCCACCUCAGAGACGUGAACCCAGAGCAUCACGUCAGGAUCUUGGAAGCUCUGAUUACAACCGGAGGCCUGGAGGAGAUGCAGCCAGCACCAGCUCUUCCUCCCAAACCGGCCAAGUCCCAACAGUCCAGCUCCAUCAACGGCACCAAGGAGGCAGGCUCCUCGCUGCAGGAGGCCGAGUGGUACUGGGGCGACAUAUCCAGGGAGGAAGUCAACGACAAGCUGCGAGACAUGCCGGAUGGAACCUUCCUGGUCCGGGACGCGUCCACCAAGAUGCAGGGCGACUACACGCUGACGCUGAGGAAGGGCGGCAACAACAAGCUGAUCAAAAUCUACCACCGGGAUGGCAAGUACGGCUUCUCGGACCCGCUGACCUUCAGCUCGGUGGUGGAGCUCAUCAGCCACUACCGGCACGAGUCCCUGGCGCAGUACAACACCAAGCUGGACGUCAAGCUCAUGUACCCCAUCUCCCGCUUCCAGCAGGACCAGCUGGUGAAGGAGGACAACAUUGAUGCUGUGGGCAAGAAGCUCCAGGAGUACCACAAUCAGUACCAGGACAAGAGCAAGGAGUACGACCGCCUGUACGAGGAAUACACCAAGACUUCGCAGGAGAUCCAGAUGAAGCGAACGGCCAUCGAGGCCUUCAACGAGACCAUCAAGAUCUUCGAGGAGCAGUGCCACACGCAGGAGCGCUACAGCAAGGACUACAUCGAGCGCUUCCGCCGCGAGGGCAACGACAAGGAGAUCGAGCGCAUCAUGAUGAACUACGAGAAGCUCAAGUCACGGCUGGGCGAGAUCCACGACAGCAAGGUGCGGCUGGAGCAGGACCUGAAGACGCAAGCCCUGGACAACCGGGAGACCGACAAGAAGAUGAACAGCCUGAAGCCCGACCUCAUCCAGCUGAGGAAGAUCAGGGAUCAGUAUCUAGUUUGGCUCAACCACAAAGGAGUUCGUCAGAAACGGAUCAACGACUGGCUCGGCAUCAAGAACGACAACACUGACGACGGCUACUUUGUGACGGAGGAGGACGAGAACCUGCCGCACCACGACGAGAAGAGCUGGUUUGUUGGCGACGUCAACAGGACGCAGGCGGAGGAGCUGCUGACUGGGAAGCAGGACGGAGCGUUUCUCAUCCGUGAGAGCAGCAAGAAGGGCUGCUACGCCUGCUCCGUCGUCGUGGACGGCGAGGUGAAGCACUGCGUCAUCUACAGCACGCCGCGAGGCUUCGGUUUCGCCGAGCCGUACAACCUGUACAGCAGCCUGAAGGAGCUGGUGCUCCACUACCACCAGACCUCGCUGGUGCAGCACAACGACUCGCUCAACGUGCGCCUCGCCCACCCCGUCUACGCACAGAUGCCCUCCGGACGCAGAUGAACCGGCUCACCUCACCAAACACGGACAACCCACCCCGACUUUUUUUCACCGGGGAGAAGAGGAAACUCCAGGAGAGAGAGAGAGAGAGAGAGAGAGAGGGGGAAGCGCUCACGGCACCGCGCACGUCGGCCAUCUUUGGAGUUCCAUAUAUUUUUACAUGAAGUACUCGGGAGGGCAUUCUUUCUAACGACUGCUUGAUUUGCACAAGGAAGUUUUAAAUGUUUGUGAAUGUGAAGAAAUAAAUAAGCGACCGAACGGAAGGAAGACUUCAGAGUUUCAGGUUGGACCCGCUGCUACCUAAAACUCCAGCUGAGACUUUUCACCUCGACAUUCCCUGCUCAUCCGUGCGUUCUGUUGGUUAGUGACUGGAGUUCUGUUGACCCUGUGGGAAGCUGGAGGAGACCACCACGUCCCGACGAAAUGUAGCAUAACAAAGAUGGAGGCUGCUCCGCCGCCACAGCUGCUGUGGGGCUGGAAGGGGAGGGGAGGGGAGGGGAGGGAAGGGCUUUUCUACUGACCUUUUUUUUGGGCUUUGCAGUUGUCACGGUGAUGUCGCAUUUCCGAACUAGAGACCAAAGCUGAGGGACAAAUGGUGGUUGAGAGUUUUUGGAGUUGAGUGGGCCUUGUUUUUUUUUCGGGGGGGGGACAAGACAUGCACUUAAAUGUUCUCAGUGCAGCACGUCGUCGCACAAGUUUCCCCAAAUUUGGCAAAAUUAAUGUUUUUGUUUUUUUUUUUUUGUUUUUUUUUAAUCAAAAAAUGGUCUUGUCAA
Messenger RNA from Synchiropus splendidus (mandarinfish), 3839 nucleotides. RefSeq names its product phosphatidylinositol 3-kinase regulatory subunit gamma. The transcript is spliced from 14 exons. NCBI's taxonomy places the organism in Eukaryota, Metazoa, Chordata, Actinopteri, Syngnathiformes, Callionymidae. The record is from RefSeq and is a predicted model, not a curated record. Gene Ontology annotation, molecular function: 1-phosphatidylinositol-3-kinase regulator activity; protein binding. Gene Ontology annotation, cellular component: phosphatidylinositol 3-kinase complex. Gene Ontology annotation, biological process: insulin receptor signaling pathway; phosphatidylinositol phosphate biosynthetic process. Bases 922 to 3069 code for a protein of 715 amino acids.